GCGGCAGCCGCUGCUGACAACAAGAUGGCGGCUGCGGGGCCGGCGGUCCCCGAGAGCCGGGUGCUGGGUUACACCCUGCACCGCUGGAGCAGCUUCUCCUCCACCUACCUGCCCGAGAAUAUCUUGGUGGAUAAGCCCAAUGAUCAGUCCUCAAGAUGGUCUUCAGAAAGCAAUUAUCCUCCCCAGUAUUUGAUUCUGAAACUUGAAAGACCUGCCAUAGUCCAGAGUAUCACAUUUGGCAAAUAUGAGAAAACGCACGUCUGCAAUUUAAAGAAGUUUAAAGUCUUUGGUGGGAUGAAUGAGGAAAACAUGACAGAUCUGUUAUCCAGUGGCUUAAAGAAUGAUUAUAACAAAGAAACAUUCACCUUGAAGCAUAAAAUUGAUGAACAGAUGUUCCCCUGUCGAUUCAUUAAGAUAGUUCCACUCUUAUCCUGGGGACCUAGCUUCAAUUUUAGUAUCUGGUAUGUUGAACUUAGUGGCAUUGAUGAACCAGAUGUGGUCCAGCCCUGCCUCAACUGGUACAGCAAGUACCGUGAACAGGAAGCCAUUCGCCUUUGCCUAAAGCAUUUUCGUCAACACAACUACACCGAAGCUUUUGAGUCACUGCAGAAGAAAACCAAGAUUGCUCUGGAGCACCCUAUGUUGACAGACCUGCAUGACAAACUGGUGUUGAAAGGAGACUUUGAUGCUUGUGAAGAGCUGAUAGAAAAAGCUGUGAAUGAUGGCUUAUUCAAUCAGUAUAUCAGUCAACAAGAAUACAAACCGCGCUGGGGGCAGAUCAUCCCCAAGAGCACCAAAGGUGAUGGAGAAGACAGCCGACCAGGGAUGAGAGGGGGCCAUCAGAUGGUCAUAGAUGUUCAGACAGAAACUGUCUAUCUGUUUGGUGGCUGGGAUGGAACUCAGGAUCUGGCUGACUUCUGGGCGUACAGUGUGAAGGAGAACCAGUGGACCUGUAUAUCCAGGGAUACUGAGAAAGAGAGUGGCCCCAGCGCCAGGUCUUGUCACAAGAUGUGCAUUGACAUUCAGCGGAGGCAGAUCUACACGCUGGGACGCUAUCUGGAUUCCUCCGUGAGGAACAGCAAGUCUUUGAAAAGUGACUUUUAUCGCUAUGACAUUGACACAAACACGUGGAUGCUACUAAGUGAAGACACUGCAGCAGAUGGAGGUCCAAAACUGGUGUUUGAUCAUCAGAUGUGUAUGGAUUCUGAAAAACACAUGAUCUACACCUUUGGAGGCAGAAUUCUGACCUGCAAUGGCAGUGUUGAUGACAGCAGAGCUAGUGAACCACAGUUCAGUGGAUUGUUUGCUUUUGACUGCCAGUGUCAAACGUGGAAACUUCUGAGAGAGGAUUCCUGCAAUGCUGGGCCUGAGGAUAUCCAGUCCCGAAUAGGACACUGUAUGUUGUUCCACUCUAAAAAUCGCUGCCUGUAUGUAUUUGGUGGCCAGAGAUCGAAGACUUAUUUGAAUGACUUCUUCAGUUACGAUGUCGACAGCGAUCACGUGGACAUCAUUUCAGAUGGCACUAAGAAAGAUUCAGGGAUGGUUCCAAUGACAGGUUUCACUCAAAGGGCUACCAUUGAUCCAGAACUGAAUGAAAUCCAUGUCUUGUCAGGACUCAGUAAAGACAAGGAGAAGCGGGAAGAGAAUGUAAGAAAUUCCUUCUGGAUUUAUGACAUUGUGAGGAACAGCUGGUCUUGUGUCUACAAGAAUGACCAAGCAGCAAAAGAGAAUCCAGGUAAAAGUCUUCAAGAAGAGGAGCCCUGCCCAAGGUUUGCUCAUCAACUGGUGUACGACGAGCUGCACAAGGUUCAUUACUUAUUUGGAGGGAAUCCUGGGAAGUCCUGCUCUCCAAAGAUGAGAUUAGAUGAUUUCUGGUCUCUGAAGCUCUGUCGACCUUCAAAGGAGUACCUGCUAAGGCAAUGCAAAUACCUCAUAAGGAAGCACAGGUUUGAAGAGAAAGCUCAGACUGACCCUCUUAGUGCACUGAAGUACCUGCAGAAUGAUUUGUACGUAACCGUGGAUCACUCAGACCCCGAGGAGACAAAGGAGUUUCAGCUUCUUGCCUCAGCGUUAUUUAAGUCUGGCUCGGAUUUCACCACUCUUGGAUUUUCAGACGUUGACCACACGUAUGCACAGAGAACUCAGCUGUUUGACACGCUGGUCAACUUCUUUCCAGACAACAUGACCCCUCCUAAAGGCAACCUGGUGGACCUCAUCAUGCUGUAAAACAGAGCAGUCGCUGGACAUGUGGAAGAGGGGAAAAGCAUCCAUUUUCAGUAUUUUAAUUUUUUUACUGCAUUGAUUGACUGCUGGGAUGAAGUAACACAGUUAACCCCUCGGUGUUUGGAAGGGGUUUUAUACUUGUAUGGUGAAUCCCUGAAGCUUUUCCCUUGGAGUAGGUUAAUAAAAUGUAACUGACGUACUUCCGACUAAAUAUAUAUAUAUUUUUUCUGACUUUGGAUUUUGAGUUAGCAAAUGUAAACUGAAAAGGUGAGGGGAAAGAAGAAAAAGAAUAAAACCCAACCAUGCAGCAAUCAGUUUUUUGCCUGUAGAGGAAAGUUGAUAUUUGUCUGGAAUUGAAGAUGGUGGGUUUUAUUUCGGGUUUCAUGAGGAAGUGGGGGGAAGGUUGUUCUUUGCUCGUUUGUAGCUAGUCAUGGCGUAUUGCUUUAUCCUACAACUCCAUCCUCAGCAGCUGAAUUACUUGGUGGCAGGACACAGGCACGCGUUGAGGUAACAGUUCUGUAUGUGUCUUGAGUCUUGUAAUCACAGUGUGUCAUGUGAAGGGGAGCACGUGUUACAAAUUGCCUGUCUCCUCAUCCCAGAAUCGGGCUGACAGAAGUGUCUAAUUGCAUCUGAUACCUGAUGAAAACCUGAGUACCUACAUGUCUGUCUUCUGUUCUCUGGAGCCUUCCAUUUAAAAAUGACAGGCGAGUGGGAACCUCAGAGAAACCAUUAGAAAAUGGGAGUGCAGUCAUCAUCUGCACAGGUUCCUUUUCAGGGAUUGUUCUGUUUUUGCUGCUGUGUUCUUCCCAUGAGAAACCGUGUGGGUCCUCACCGAGCCUGGCAGAACUGGGUCUUCCACCCCACGCACACCCAACCUCUGCAACCCGACUCCAGGUUGGGUGUAGGAUUUCUGAAGCAGAUUGUCUUCGUUUACUUGCACCUAUGCUUCUGUGUGCAUUUGUCUGUGUCAGUGUAAAGAGGAUUGCUCCCAACAGCUUGUCUCCUUCCUAUGUAAUGUGGCUCAUUCACUUCUAAAUGCAUUUUAGACCUAGAUCUGAAUGUGAGGGAGGCAUUUUUAGCAUAACUCUCUUUGAAAGCAAGCUGAUGCAUAUGUAUAAAAAAAAUAUAUUCUUCCUUGCUGAAAGCCUUCUUUAUAACUAGGGUAAGGGCUUGGUGCUGCACUGUGAAGUGGAAUGAAGGAUCUGCCUCCCCAGCAUUAGAAACCCUCUGUGGUCAGUGCCAGUGAGCAUUCAGUACAAACUGGCAGCUGUAAAUAUUUAUACAAGACUGCAAAGCUUUAUGUCCAGAAACACUGAUACCAGUAGGGUAUCGUUGCUGCGCCCGCUGUGGCUACACGGCUCCUGUUGAACUUGAUGGAAGUUUUGUGUUUGCAAAGAUGAUUUGGACUCUUGAAAUAAAGAGUUAGUGAAGUGUCUUUUUUCCAGAGCUUGAGUGUCUGCUUGCUUUGAUUGCCUUGUAUUGCCUCUUUAUCACGUUCUUUGUGUGACUACUGUAGCCCUGGUACGUUAGAAAUAAAUUUCAAAACUCAUAGUAGUGUUGAAUCACUUGGAGAGGAACAAUGUGCUAGAGGCUGGGCUUGGCUUUGUCUUCAGCGAGGACUCUACAAAUACUGUGUAACCUGUAACUGGAGACUGCUUAGACAUCAUACACUUUGGUGGAUGGCAAAUCAGAUAUCUGUGGAAGAAUCCACUCAGUACCUGGUGCAGGACAUGAAAUCUGAUUAAAUUCUUUCUUUGAA
This is a messenger RNA of Dryobates pubescens (Downy woodpecker), 3982 nucleotides long. RefSeq names its product muskelin 1 (gene MKLN1). The record is from RefSeq and is a predicted model, not a curated record. Gene Ontology annotation, cellular component: cytoplasm. Bases 25 to 2226 code for a protein of 733 amino acids. NCBI's taxonomy places the organism in Eukaryota, Metazoa, Chordata, Aves, Piciformes, Picidae. The transcript has 18 exons. Gene Ontology annotation, molecular function: protein binding.